This is a messenger RNA of Pelobates fuscus (common spadefoot toad), 771 nucleotides long. Its product is annotated as nicotinamide N-methyltransferase-like. The transcript is spliced from 4 exons. The coding region runs from base 1 to 771 and encodes 256 amino acids. Gene Ontology annotation, cellular component: cytosol. The record is from RefSeq and is a predicted model, not a curated record. Gene Ontology annotation, molecular function: N-methyltransferase activity. NCBI's taxonomy places the organism in Eukaryota, Metazoa, Chordata, Amphibia, Anura, Pelobatidae.
AUGAGCAUUGCUGAAUGGAUGAUCAAAUCCAAAACCCAAUUUACAAAUGGAGGAACAGUUGACAAAUAUAUCAUGGAUGAGGUUGUAAGAUUUCCAAUUGAACAACUUUACAAGGUGGCGGCUCAAGGUCAAAUUACAGGAGAGUGUCUGAUUGACAUUUCUGUUGGCCCGUAUAUUUAUCACCUGUUGCCAAUUUUUGAGUAUUUCAAAGACGUCACUAUUUUAGAAUUUAGUGAUCUCUGUGUGAAAGAACUAGUGAAAUGGAAGAAUAAGGAGUCCGAAAGCUAUGACUGGACUCAUGCCUUUUUGAUUAUGGCAGAAUUGCAAGGUACAAGCUUCAAAGGGGAGGAAAUAGAAAACGCUUUAAGAAGAAAAAUUUCGCGCAUUUUGAAAUGUGAUUUCGCCAAGGAAAACGUUACAGAUCCGGUUGUUUUACCAAAAGCUGACUGCGUGCUCAGUAUGUUUGUCUUGCAUGCGGUUUCUGAAGACCAUGACGAAUACGGCAGGAACCUGAAAACAAUUGCAUGCAUGCUAAAACUGGGUGGGCAUCUGCUGCUAUUUGGAGUAUUCAAUGCAAAAUUCUACUCUGUAGGCGAGAGUAAAUUUCACAUAUUACCAUCUGAUGAAAAGUCCAUAAAGAAGGAUCUGAGAGAAGCAGGAUUUGUUAUCGACCACCUGGAGGUGGUAGAAAGCAAAAUACGCAAUGAGUCAAUAUAUUGUGAACAUGUCUGGUUUAUUAAGGCCUUAAAAGUAAGCAAUGUAGUUGUAUAA